AUGACCGACCUUGACCCGACCCAGGUCACCGACGUGACCUGGCUCUGCUACGGCUGCACGGAGCGCACCAUCGUGUCAGUAGAUGCGGCGAUCGAGACGAAGCUGCUGGAGUACGCAAACGGUGCGACCGUCGUCUUCCACAACUACGACCGCGUCCGCCUGCUGCCCGACACGCUCUCGCUCCGGUAUGACGCGGUCGAGGUCACCGACAGCGGCGAGUACCUGUGCCGCGUCAACGGGCGCGGCACCGACGACCGACACAUCAAGCUCGUCGUCCAGGAUGUCCCGUCGGCGCCCGGACGACCCCUGAUCACCAACUUUACGUCCCGCUCGGUGUUCCUGUCCUGGACUCCCGGCAUCAGGCAAAACAACAGCCCCAUUCGAUACUACAUUAUUUAUACCAGGACUGGCGAGCACGGCGAGUGGGGUGACCAGCCCAUCACCACGCCAGACGACCAGACGACGUUCGUGGUGACCGACCUGCUGCCGUUCACCGCCUACAGCUUCAAGGUGACGGCAGUCAACGGCAUCGGCGCCUCGCCGAAUGGCACCGCCUCCUACCCCAUCAUCACGCUGAGGGAAGCGCCGUCCGGUAAGCCAGCGAUCCUGGCGGCGCACAACACAAGCUCCACCUCGGUGCGCGUCCGCUGGAGGCCAUUGUCGAGCCAGGAGCUGCGCGGCGAGUUCCAGUACUACCGCAUCACCUACCGUGAGCGUGGUGCGGCCAAAAACAGCGCCAAAGAGCUUCGGAUCAAGGACGAGAGAAUCCAGAGCCACACCAUCUUUGGCCUGCGUCCGUUCACCCAGUAUCUCAUCUCUGUACAAGUGGAGAACCCGGCUGGCCUGGGCCCCAGCUCUACCGUUGUUGUCACUACGGACGAAGGAGUCCCUGAAGCUCCGCGGCAGGUGUCCGUCCUGAACGUGACCGACACCACGGUCACCAUCUCCUGGCUGCCGCCGAGCCGCCGCAACGGUCUCAUCGAGGGCUACAGGAUCUACAUCAGCACUGGCAACUUCACUAACGCCACUUGGCUCCGGCUGCCCGUGGACAAUAUGCAGUACACGCUGAGGAACCUCGUUCCGUUCACCAACUACUCGGUGACGGUGAAGGCGUUCACGCGGAGCAUGGAGGGCCGCGAGUCGGCGGCGCUCGCGGUCACCACCGACGUGUCGGCGCCGUCGGCACCGCGGCUGACCUCGCUCGCGUGCCCCCAUACUCUGACCAUUCCUCCUCAGUUUCUGCUGUCGAACCUGACGGCCGGCACGCUCGCCGCGCCGCUCAACGCCGGCCUUAUCGCCGGCAUCGCGUGCGCCUGCUGUGCCUUCCUGCUGGCGCUGGCGGCGCUGGCCAUCUGGAGGUGUUACGUGGCGGGGUCGCGGGGCUCCACGGCCGGACCGGCGGCGGUCCGUGUGCCAGUGACGUCCCCCGCCGACUGGGAGCGGCGCGGGCCGGGCGGAGGCACCGGACCCGUCCCGGCCGCCGCCUUCUCGGCACACGUGGCUAACCUGCACGCCAACUCAGAUGAAGGUCUUUAUAAGGAGCAUGAAGAGAUACUGGAACACAGCAUGCAGCUGGGGUGGACUACAAUUGCUGAGAAAAACAGGUGUCAAGACAUCAACGCAUAUGCCCACAGUCUGGUGCCUCUGCGUCCGCUGCCCGGUCAGCGGCAGGGAGAGCACAUCGACGCCAACUACAUCGACGGCUUCCUCUUCCGCAACCAGUACAUCGGCGUCCGGACACCGUUGACUGGCUCGCUGGCGGCUUUCUGGCGCCUGAUCUGGGAGCAGCGGGUCCAGAUCGUCAUCAUGAUCACCAGCCAGGCGGAACGAAACAGGAAUACGUACAAUAAAUAUUGGCCCCUGGACGGAAAGGAAGCGUACGGUCUCAUAGAAGUGGAGCACCUGCAAACACGGCGGCUGGCGUCGUAUACAGUACGGAAGUUUGUCAUGAAGCACGCCAAGCAAAAAAGCAGAGCCGUAUGCGGCGGGCGGGUCAUCUACGAGUACCACUACACCGGCUGGCCGGCCGAGGGUGUGCCCGACCAGCCCCUGUCCAUCCUCCGCUUCGUGAGGAAGACGGCCGCCGCCAACAGCGGAGACGGGGCCGGGCCUAUCCUGAUUCACUGCAGAGCCGGUGCGGAUCGGACCGGCGUCUACGUGGUGCUGGACGCCAUGAUGAGCAUGCUGAGGCUCCGGAGCGCAGUCAACGUGUUCGGCUUCCUGAAGCACAUCGGCACGCAGCGCGGCUCCGUGGUGCCGACGGAGGAGCAGUACGUGUUCGUGCAUGACGCGCUGCUGGAGGCGCUGGAAGCGGGAGAGACUGACGUGCCGGCCUCGCGGCUCGGCGAGUGCCUACACCGGCUACGCUCCUGCGACCCGGGCCACCACCCCGGCCUCACGCUCGACCGCCAGUAUCAGCUGGUGACGUCAUACCGGCCGUCGGCGGACGAGAUGACGUCAGCCAGGCAGAACCAGGCGAGGAAUCGCAGCGGCCUGUUUCUGCCUCUGGACCGGUGGCGGGUGAACCUCUCGCUCCUGCAAGGGGUCGAGGGCAGCGACUAUAUCAACGCCACUCCUCUGACAGGUUACGACAGGCCUUGCGAGUUCAUCAUCACCCAGCAUCCGCUGGCGCACACGGUGGAUGACUUCUGGCGGAUGGUGUGGGAGCACAGCGUGCAAACCGUGGUCGUCCUCUCUCCAAUUGACGAGCAGCACUACCCGCGGUUCUGGCCGGUGUCGGGUGACGACGCCGUCGGCGACCUCUUCCGGGUGCAGCUGGCGGAGCCCCUGGCGGCGGUACGGCUGGUCGCGAGCCCCGAGUGGCCCGGGGGCGAGGUGGGCUCGCCCCUCCGCCUGGUGCGGGCCCUCCUGCGGCCCGCCGUCCGGCGCCAGGCCGAGCCGGUGGUGGUGGUUGACAGGUUUGGCGGAACGGAGGCGGCCAUGUUCUGCUGCCUUACCACACUGGCCAAACAGCUGGCCAGCGAGAACGCCGUGGAUGUCUACAUGUACGCCAAGAUGUGCCACAUGAGACGCCCAGGAGUCUGGCAGACACCGGACGAUCUGGCGAUGCUGUACCACGCAAUGGAGUGCCUAAACAGGCCGGCACUACCGGGUCCCACCAGCGACCAGUGCGAGGCCGAGGCGCCGCCGCGUCCGUCCAGUCGCGGCACCAACACCGCUCCCCGUGGCCGGCGCUGGCCGCGAGAGCCGGCCGGCUGGGGCUGGCACGCCGUCAGAGGCUGUACUGCCACCGUCUGACCUCACGCCGCCCGCGUGGUGGAUGCUAUGUCAGCAGCCGGACUUGCAUCAGCCCCUUGACUGUCCAACGCCACGACUAAUUUCUCCAGAGGUGAGGAGAUUUGACAGAAGAGCCCUCCAAUGUCCAGCCUUAUCUUUUUAAUUGGUAAGUGUUAUGGACUGCGCUCUUCUCUUCUUGAAAAACUGUGCCGUCGCUUGCGUCCGUUUUGAAGGAUGCCCUCUUAGGAGCAGACGUGACUACUAUAAAUCAUGACCGUUUCAUUGCCAGUGGGCGCGAAGGAUCUUGAUUGUGUCCUACCAUGUGGUAGCGUUUGAUGGACGGUCAAACGCCAAUGCCAUCAUUUUGUACCAGUGUAAUGAUCUCAUUUUAGAUAGAGGAUGCUGAAACUCUGUCGCAUAUAUCUUCUGUCACUGACUGGUGGACAUGGCCUGACGAUCAGCAGAUGUUCAUGACUAUUCCGCAUCAGUUCAUGACUGAUGCGGAAUAGCCUGGCCAGGGUUAGAUGAACGAACUCGCUUGCAAUUUUGUCUGUCUUCAUCCGCGCUUUCGUGUUCACUCUUCAUCGAUCGUGCAUGCCACGCUUAAUAAAGAG
This is a messenger RNA of Pollicipes pollicipes, 3851 nucleotides long. Its product is annotated as tyrosine-protein phosphatase 99A. Gene Ontology annotation, biological process: protein dephosphorylation. The record is from RefSeq and is a predicted model, not a curated record. Lineage: Eukaryota; Metazoa; Arthropoda; Thecostraca; Pollicipedomorpha; Pollicipedidae. Gene Ontology annotation, molecular function: protein binding; protein tyrosine phosphatase activity. Bases 1 to 3258 code for a protein of 1085 amino acids. The transcript has 21 exons.